AUGCUUUUGACUCAAAGUAAUCCUUCUACGUUGGAAGCCAUUAUAGAGUUGUUUGACCGUUACUCAUUAUGUUUUGGGCAGGUCUGCAACCCAGCCAAGUCCAUUAUGUUUGCAAGUUCUAUGGUUGUUGUGAGGUAUGGGUUCUUAGCAAGCAAAAUCGGGUUCAAGAUGGGGUUUCUCCGCUUUCUUUAUCUUGGGGCUCACAUCUUCAAGGGAAGACCUAAAGCCUCUUAUUUUCAGCCGGUUGUUGAUAAAAUUCGCAUUAAAUUAGCUGCUGGGAAGGCUAGCUUGUUAUCAAUAGCUGGAAGAGUUCAAUUGGUUAACUCGGUUAUUCACAAUAUGUUGCUCUACUCUUUCCGCAUUUACUCUUGGCCGGUUAGUUUAAUUAAUCAGAUUGAAACUCGGUGUCGUAACUUCAUAUGGAGUGGUAAUAUUAAGAAAAGGAAGAUGGCUACAGUGGCUUGGAAAUCUUGUUGCCAAGACCUUAAGGAUGAGGGGUUGGGUAUUCGUUCCCUCCAUAUAACAAAUUAA
This is a messenger RNA of Lathyrus sativus (Indian pea), 531 nucleotides long. Lineage: Eukaryota; Viridiplantae; Streptophyta; Magnoliopsida; Fabales; Fabaceae. The record is from the annotation of a GenBank genome assembly.